Canis lupus familiaris (dog) is the source of this 4516-nucleotide messenger RNA. RefSeq names its product family with sequence similarity 166 member B (gene CIMIP2B). The coding region runs from base 3517 to 4359 and encodes 280 amino acids. The transcript is spliced from 9 exons. NCBI's taxonomy places the organism in Eukaryota, Metazoa, Chordata, Mammalia, Carnivora, Canidae. The record is from RefSeq and is a predicted model, not a curated record.
CCCGAGCUAAAUGGCUGAAGGAAAUUACGGGCUGGUUGCGCGUACGCGCGGCUCGGGUGUCUUCCAGCUGCCCUUUCUCUCUUCCCACCCUCAGGCCACGGACUUGAGAGCCGGGCUCAGGACGCCGCCGGAUUCCUGGGCUCCGUGGACCAGCGGGGCAGAAAAGUAGCCCCUUCCGGGCCAGCCACGGUCGGAGGGAGCCCAGCAGCCUGCCUGCCUUCCCGGCCCCCGCUCUGGCCCGGCCUGCCCAUCUCCCAGGUCUCCACCCCUGCGCCUCUGGAUUCCCGGACACCUUUGCCCCUCUCGGGCGGCUCCGAUGCCCUCGCGAGCCUGUGGCCAGUCCGUCCCCGGUGUGGCCCCGCACACCUCCCUACUCCAUCCUGCCUCCCUGGAACACAGUUCAAAGGAGCAGAGGGGUAUCCGCCCGGUGACCACCCGGCCCGAACCUUCCCCUUACUCUUUCCAGCAAACGGCCCUAUCUCUCGGCAGAGAAGCCUCCACCUGCCCGGAAGCCCCUCCUUCCGUGGGGUCCCGCCCCUCAGCAGAAGCCCCGCCCCCCGAGGGGCCCUUCCCCUUCCCUCAGUGAGACCCCUCCCCGCAGGGCGACCGUUUCUCCAGAGAGAGCCGCCGUCAGCGGCGCCGGGACCCCUCCCGGCGACGUCCCUCCUCUGUGUGUUCCUCCCUCACAACGAGACCCCACCUCUCAGAGAGACGCCACCGGUCUUUGUGACCCCUCCUCUCAACGUGGCUCCUCCCCUCCGUGCGCCCCAGCCCUUAGGAGUGUGACCGCCUCGGGAGGGUUCGGCCCUCCACCUCGUAGGAAUCCGGUCUGCCCCCUCCGGCUAGAGGGAGAGCUGCAGCCGGCCUCCUUCCCGUCGGCGCUGGGCCCGGAACGCGCACGCCCCGCGCACCCGCCGUACCCAGAGCUUCCGGUUCUCCGCUGGCUGCCCCUCCCCCCCGGGCGUCGGCGAAAUAGCCAACUACCGCCAGGGAUUAGAGUGACGUCGCUGGAUCCGGCCGACGCCUCCGGGGCCGCGGGGGUGGGCGGCAGUGAGCAGCUUGCCACCUAGCGGCGGAAAGGAGGGCGGCGGGCGUGGAGGCUGCAGGUCCCCGGAGCCAAACGGGCUGCGACAGAGCUUGCGGGAGGAAGGGUGAAGUCUGUUCAAAAAUUCUCCAGUACCGCAUUUCUAUUUUUGUGACUUUUAUGAUGGAAAAUGUCAAACAUGAAAAAAAAAAAAAGAAGAACAAUAGAGAAAGAACAGUGAAUCCUUAUUGACCUUGGUCUCUACACCCAACGUGGCACUUAAACUUAGAACCUUGAGAUCAAGAGUCGGAUGCUCCAUCGAUUAAGCCAGCUAAGUGCUCCUGUUUAUUUUUUUUUUAAAGUAACCAUGUCAUUUGUCCUAUAGAGUUUCUCUAAGUCUGAAUUUUUCUGACCUGCUUCUGGUAUAAUUUAGCAUGUUUCUCAGUCCCAUAUAUUUCUGGUAGAUUGCUAGAGACUUAAAUUUAUUUUUAUAUUUUUAUAUUUUUAAAAAUAUUUUAUUUAUUUAUUAUUCGAGAGAGAGAGAGAGAGAGAGAGAGAGGCAGAGACACAGGCAGAGAAGCAGGCUCCAUGCAGGGAGCCCAACGUGGGACUCGAUCCUGGGUCUCCAGGAUCACGCUCUGGGUGGAAAGUGGCACUAAACUGGUGAGCCACCCGGGCUGCCCGAGACUUAAAUUCAGAUUUGAUUAUUUUGGCAAAACUAAUUCAUAGUUCCCAUCUCCAUCUAGCAUUUAUCCCUAAGAGUGAGCCAAGUCUACAACUGUCACUCUAAAUAACACAUGCCAAGGCCACCAUUGGCAGAACAGUGAGGAACGUGAAAUGUAUUCCUUGGGGCCCAGUGCUCCUGUGCAAUCUGCAGGUCAGUGACACACGCUUGGUCAGCCUGGGCAUGUCACACUCAAGUGGGGAGAAGAGCAGAGGCUCUUCAAGUCAAGGCUCAAGGAGCUGGCCUUGACUCAGCCUCAGAGUUGAGUUCCAGUCAUGUUCCUCCUUCUCUGAGAGCUCUUCUUUCUGGUCCGUACCUCUCUGCCCUUAGAAAAACAACUAGAAUUGUUUUUUCUUUUCCUUUUUUUUAAUUUUUUUAAAAUUUUUUUAAAUUAAGCUCUUGUAGCCAGUGUGGGGCUUGAACUCAAGAGUUGCAUGCGCUACCAAGUGAGUCAGGCAGGCACCCCCUGAAUUGUUUUCUUAACAAAUUCUAAUUUGUCCCCUAGUCUUAAAACCCAGUAUUACCGUCUUCCUUUCCUUGAACUCUCACAGUAAGAAAAUCCAUAUCCGCUGAAUUUACUAACCAUUCACAGAUCUCCCAUAUGUGUUAGAAGCUUAGAGAAAAUAUUAGACAAUAGGGAAGAAAACUUUAGUAGCUGAGUGCCAGGUCCUGAGUAAAUUCUUUCCCAUACUGACUUUAUCCUUAACAGCACCCUGGUAGGUUAGGUUAUUUUAAUCUUACGUUCAAGUUUAGGGAAGUCACAUUCAGAAAGUUUUUUUUUUUUAAGAUUUUAUUCAGGAGAGACAGAGAGAGGCAGAGACACAGACAGAGGGAGAAGCAGGCUUCCUGUAAGGAGCCUGAUGUGGGACUGGAUCCUGGAUCUGGGAUCACGCCCUGAGCCGAAGGCAGACGCUCAACAGGUGAGUCACGCAGGCAUUCCGGACAUUCAGCGGAAGUUAAGUUGCCUGCUCAGAGAAGGUAAGGUUGGCUCAAGGCCACAAGCUAGUAGGAGCCCAUGACGGUGUGACCUUCUGUGCUCUUUCCCCUCCAACCUCCCCUUUCUCACUUCAUGGUCUUGACUGUUACAAAACACAUUUGUAUAUGCUAAUUUGAGCCUCAGAACAGUAGUGAGAUAAAUCCUAGUAUCUGCACUUUGUAAAAAGUUCAGAGAUACUACAUGACUUGGCUGAAGUCAUGUGGAGCUUAGCUUUUCUGCCUCGCAGAGCAUGGCAUUAUUUGUUGGAUGAUAAUCCAGAUGAUCGUGAGUAUUCAAUAAAUGAUGCUUGUCAAAUUAAAUGAUUGGAAAUAAACUGAAUGUCACUGCUUAAAAGUCUCUAGGUUCCUUUUUCUCUCAGUCACCUCCCUCUGGCUCCCCUCAGAGACCCGCUUUUCCCAGGAACUUUGUCACUUUCAACCAACACAAAGAGCAGCACCCAUGUGUCUUCAGGAGGGGGUUUAAGAAGGAAGGGUUGUCCUCCCAUCUCUCACCUUAGGGCUUCCUUUGCUCCCUGGAACAGGAAGGCCACACUCAGUCUUGUCCCUGCCCCCACAUGGUCUACUGCAAGUAGUUCUGGAGCUCACAAACCAGUGAGGUCCCCCACCUUCUGUUCUGCUGCCAUUGGCCCUGGCAGUUACUUCACUAGCGCCUCCUCCCCUCUCUUCCCUUGGUACCACCUCCUGCCUCUGGCUCCGCCCCACAGCCCUGGACACAGUACACACAGCCUACAGCUCCUGCUCCAAGGGUAACAAAGGAACUGCCUGGAUUCCCAUGGCUGUGGCCAGCACCUCCAUACCAGGGCUGAACCCUCAGAAUGCUCAUUAUAUCCCGGGGUACACUGGACACUGCCCCCUACUUCGGUUCAGCAUGGGCCAGACCUAUGGGCAAAUGACCGGUCAGCUACUUCGAGGAUUUCCUGGCCUAGCCUGGCCCCCUGCCCAUCGCACACUUCUGCCUCCCAUCCGGCCACCAGCGUCUCCUGAGGUUCCCAGGAGAAGGCUGCCUGUCAGGCGCCGGCAUGAAAGGCUCAGCUCCGGCAUGAUCCCUGGGUACACAGGUUUUGUACCCCAGGCACAGUUCAUCUUUGCCAAGAACUGCAGCCAGGUCUGGGCUGAGGCUCUAAAUGAUUUCACACGGUGGUCUGGGGGACAAGGGAGUCCAGAGCCGCCAAGGGAGGCCAACGGUACAAAAGAUGUGGAGAAAGACCAAGAGCCAAAGCUGGAGCCAGAGCGAGAGGCAGAGAAGGAGCCAGAGCUGGGGCAAGAGACAGAACAAGCUUCCCCCUAUUCCAUGGAUGACAAAGAUCCUCGCAAGUUCUUCAUGCCAGGCUUCACUGGUUAUGUGCCCCGUGCCCGCUUCCUCUUCGGCUCCAGCUUUCCUGUGCUCACCAGCCGGGCAUUGCAGGAAUUUGGACAGAUGUACUCAGGGGACAGACCCCAGAAGGAUCCCAGCCAUCUCCCUCCACUUUCUAGGACCUACCCUCAGGACCUGGGCCUUUUACCUAAUUAUGGGGGCUAUGUGCCAGGAUAUAAGUUCCAGUUCGGGCGCACAUAUGGGCAUCUCACCCAUGAUGCACUAGGUCUCACCACCCUCCAGAAGCAGCUCCUGGUGUAGGUACCUGGACUCCAAAGUCUCUCUUCUCUUUCUUCCUAUCCCAGACAUCCUUUUGGAAGGAAGAGAGCUGGGCCCGAGGGUGGAGGGGGAGGCACAAAGAGAAAUGGUUUGGAGGCCGAGCACCUUUUUUAUUAAUAGGUGUAAUAAAUAAAUAAAU